UUAGGCUCGGAUCGGGUAAUGGAGGACCGUCGUAGCUCGGGCAAUGAAACGGACGACAAGUCGGGUCAGAAUCUAAAGUACAAAGGCGUUAGAAAGAGAAAAUGGGGGAAAUGGGUGUCAGAAAUUCGGCUACCCAAUAGCCGUGACCGAAUUUGGUUGGGUUCUUAUGACAAACCCGAACAGGCGGCGCGUGCUUUCGACGCGGCUCAGUUCUGUCUGCGUGGUCCCCGCGCGAAGUUUAAUUUUCCUGACAGUCCACCGGAGAUUGAAGGUGGGGACCGACUUACGGCUCAGGAGAUUCAGGCCGCUGCUGCCAAGUUUGCGGGCGAGCACGGUGGAGACGGAGGAGGUGAUGGGUAUUGUAAUGAUGAAGCUGUGGCGGGGGAACAUUCUUGUGGGGCGGUUGAUGGCGGAGAAGGCGGCGGCGUUUGGCCGGUUUGGGACUUGUUGGACGGUGGUUCGGGAUUGGGGUUUGAUAAUAUUAUGGGUGGGAACGCAAUGAUUUGUGAUGAAGAUAUUAGUUUUGGGGUGGAAGAACAUAUGGAGGAGGAUGAGUUUGGUGAUGGUGGAGGCUAUUUUUAUCACGAGCCUAAUUUCCUAUGGAACUUUGAUGAUCAUUAACCCUAUAUUGCCCUUCAAACAAAUAAAA
Molecule: messenger RNA, 649 nt
Organism: Cucurbita moschata (crookneck pumpkin)
Lineage: Eukaryota; Viridiplantae; Streptophyta; Magnoliopsida; Cucurbitales; Cucurbitaceae
Product: ethylene-responsive transcription factor ERF017
Exons: 1
Coding region: 19-621 (200 amino acids)
Biological process (GO): regulation of DNA-templated transcription
Molecular function (GO): DNA binding; DNA-binding transcription factor activity
Source: RefSeq, a predicted model, not a curated record